AGUGCUGUAAACACAAAUGGAGAUACUGACCCUAGUGCCCCUAUCCCCAGAAAGGGUGAUAUUAAUGGAAAUAUAUCCUUAUCUGUUGAUAACAUUAGUGAAGACAUGGAUAAUUUCGAGGAAAGAAACAAAAAGAGGUCUCGUUGUGCUACUGUACCCCCUCUAAACAGCAUUUCCCCUAAGCAAUCGAUCCCAACUCUCCUCAAUUCUUCAACCAAUCGGUCUAAUCAAACAAAUCUGGAUAUUGCUGCUACUACGAUGACUCAUAAUUUUUUUGAAACAAAUUCUGGCAACCUAAUUGAACCCAUGGAUGGUGUGGAAAUGGAGGAACUUGAAGAGGAAACUGCAGUUGAAGACAACCUUACUCUGAUUAAUAUCACGGGGGCUGCUAAAAAGGGAACUUCCUCGGGUGCAAGACCAUCUCAGGCCUAACAAGAAACGCUGAAGAAGCCGAAAGUCUUGCUAUCUUAAAAGUCGUACUCUGGGCAAAGGCGCAAGUAAAGGUCGACAUCUGCGUUAUAAGUGAUGCAAAGUAGUUUUAGAUUGUUUGAAUUAAAAUAAUAACCAAUUAAGUUGGUUUAACAACUAUAUUCUAGAUGAUUGUAAGUCGUAUUUGGAUUCCUUUUAGUUCUAUCUGAUUUGAAUUCUUAAAUAGAAGUUUUACACACUUGGCGAUAUUGCAGCCAAAUACUGUAGAACCUCUAGGAUCAAUGGGGAAUGGUUUGGAAUUAAACCAAAUUUCCUCUCAGGGCAAAUGUAAUUCAUUUUUUUAGUGAAAUUGUUUUCUUAGCAAAAAAAAAACAAACUUAGCUUGAAUA
Papaver somniferum (opium poppy) is the source of this 818-nucleotide messenger RNA. RefSeq lists its product as uncharacterized. The record is from RefSeq and is a predicted model, not a curated record. Bases 106 to 432 code for a protein of 108 amino acids. The transcript is spliced from 2 exons. Lineage: Eukaryota; Viridiplantae; Streptophyta; Magnoliopsida; Ranunculales; Papaveraceae.